Molecule: messenger RNA, 1284 nt
Organism: Penicillium argentinense
Lineage: Eukaryota; Fungi; Ascomycota; Eurotiomycetes; Eurotiales; Aspergillaceae
Product: SPFH domain-containing protein
Exons: 2
Coding region: 1-1284 (427 amino acids)
Cellular component (GO): membrane
Source: RefSeq, a predicted model, not a curated record
AUGGAGGGAGCAACCCGCCAGGCUUCGAGACUAGUACAGUCUCGGGGCACAAAUAUCCUCCAGCAACGCAGCCACUCGCUUCGACCAACCGCCGCAACAUGCGUGACCCGAACACAGUUACGAGCUGUAUCAAGCUCCCCUCGCAACCUUGCCCCCGAAUCUCUCUUCAGCGGCUUCGUGGCGGACUCUCAGCAAAAUUCCCGCGGUGCGCCGACGUAUUUUAACAACCGCCCAACCCUCCCCGCAAACACCGUUGUGCGAUUCGUUCCUCAGCAGACAGCAUGGAUCGUCGAGCGCAUGGGUAAAUUCGACCGCAUCCUUGAACCAGGUCUCGCGAUCUUGGUUCCGUUCUUGGAUCGCAUUGCCUACGUUAAGAGCUUGAAGGAGUCGGCUAUUGAGAUUCCGAGCCAAAAUGCCAUCACGGCGGAUAAUGUAACCCUGGAGCUGGACGGUGUGCUUUACACCCGUGUGUUUGACGCUUAUAAGGCUAGUUACGGCGUCGAAGAUGCAGAAUACGCCAUCUCUCAACUUGCGCAGACCACCAUGCGAUCGGAGAUCGGCCAGUUAACCCUCGACCACGUCCUGAAGGAGCGUGCCACCCUCAACACCAACAUCACACAAGCCAUCAAUGAGGCUGCCCAGGAAUGGGGUGUCGUCUGCCUCCGUUACGAAAUUCGGGAUAUCCACGCUCCGGAGGCCGUCGUCCAGGCCAUGCACCGUCAGGUCACCGCGGAGCGAUCGAAGCGCGCGGAGAUCCUCGACUCUGAGGGCCAGCGCCAAAGUGCCAUCAACAUUGCUGAGGGUCGCAAGCAGUCCGUUAUUUUGGCUUCGGAGGCCGAGAGGGCCGAGCGAAUUAACCUGGCCUCUGGUGAGGCUCAGGCUAUUGAGCUCCGGGCUGCGGCUACUGCUCGUGGAAUUGAGGCCGUUGCCAAAGCUAUCCGGGAGGGCGAGCACGAUGCACACAGUGCUGUUAGCCUGAGCGUUGCUGAGAAGUACGUCGAUGCUUUCGGCAAGCUUGCUCGCGAGGGCACUGCUGUUGUGGUGCCGGGUAAUGUCGGUGACAUGGGUGGCAUGAUUGCCAGUGCUAUGUCUGUCUACGGCAAGGUCAGCGAAUCACAGGCUAGGAAUCUUGCUGCCAAGGCUAUUGGUGCCGAGGAGCAGAAGCCCGUUGGCGAUGCUGAGAAGGUCGAGGAGGUGGCAUCUAGGGAUGGCGUUGACGAGAGCAUGCUGGAGGGUCUCAACGAGACCAACUACCAGCAGCAGCAACAGCAGCAGCAGCAAUGA